Molecule: messenger RNA, 1669 nt
Organism: Acanthaster planci (crown-of-thorns starfish)
Lineage: Eukaryota; Metazoa; Echinodermata; Asteroidea; Valvatida; Acanthasteridae
Gene: tk1
Product: thymidine kinase 1
Biological process (GO): thymidine metabolic process
Molecular function (GO): ATP binding; thymidine kinase activity
Source: RefSeq, a predicted model, not a curated record
CGCAUUUCCUCGGAUCAGCAUACACCUGGCAAUGAGGUCAAAACCCCGCGAAGAUUUGACUUCUGCAAAAUCGCGCUCAAUUUGAGGCCAGUCAGUCAGUACUGCUUUUGUGUGGAGCUAGCUGAGUUUCAAGCAAGAGAAGCAACAGAAUUUAGCAGCACAGUAACAGAAACAGUAUGAUGGCAAGGAUGAAUUCGGUCGAUAAUUACCCAACCAAACCGGGCCAGAUUCAGGUUAUUUUCGGCCCAAUGUUCUCGGGGAAAACGACUGAACUACUACGACGCAUCAAACGUUUUGAAAUUGCCAACUACUCCUGUCUGGUCAUCAAAUAUGCCAAGGACGACCGAUAUGACAAGGAGGGCGUAGCAACCCAUGACAGACAAGUUACCAAAGCAGUAUCCACAGAAUGCCUGUAUGAUCUACUUGACAGCUCAACAAAUCAUGAUGUCAUAGGCAUUGACGAAGGACAGUUUUUUCCCGACUGCAUCGAGUUUGCAGAGGACAUGGCCAAUCAAGGAAAGAUAGUGAUUGUGGCUGCGCUAGACGGAACAUUCCAGAGAAAGGGCUUUGGAAAUAUUUUAAACCUAGUCCCGCUAGCAGAGAACGUUGUCAAGCUGAAUGCGGUUUGCAUGAUGUGCUACCAGGAGGCAUCAUACACAAAGCGAAUGGGCAUGGAAACAAAGCUGGAAGUCAUCGGCGGCGCCGACAAGUACAUGGCCGUGUGUCGUGAGUGCUUCAACAAGCCGGCGCAUCCGUCUCCAACUCAGGAAGAAAAUGGCAACUCCUUUACCACGCCAACAUGUGACGGCACUACCAUCACUUCCAAAGUCCAUGGCCGAAAGCUAUUUCCAAGUCCAUGCAGUGCACGCAACAGUAUAGCUCAGCAAAGUUAGAUUUCCCAAAUUAAAACAAAGAGCACGAAAGAAUAUGAUACAAAGACAGGGAGUUUAAAUGUUUAUAUCCAAUUCUAUUUCAAUCAUUUCUACUUGACUUUCUAGACUUUUAGACCAAACAGUGAAACCCUGAAAUGCUGCAGAUACAUAUACAUGUAUGUGUUCAGACUAUGCAAAAUUAUACAGCUUUCUUAUUUGGAUUUAUGCACGCUUUCUGGAUGAAACACCCCUCGUCAGAUGGGUGGGUCAUCGUUUACAAACACUGACUUAUUCAAAAUACAUGUAGUCAACAGUAUGACCGCUGAAUAAGUGCCAUUUAAAGACACAAUAGGUUCUGACUUGCAAUGUCUUAUCCUGUCUGCAUGAAAAGGUUGCAUUCAAGGGACAAUGCCAAAUGGUUACGGCGCCCAUGCAUGCCAAAUGGUUACGGCGCCCAUGCAUGCCAAAUGGUUACGGCACCCAUGCAUGCCAAAUGGUUACGGCGCCGAUGCAUGCCAAAUGGUUACAGCACCCAUGCAUGCCAAAUGGUUACGGCGCCCAUGCAUGCCAAAUGGUUACGGCGCCCAUGCAUUGUGCAUAGAAGUUCAGUGAAGCUGCGGUCUGUUGCAUUGUACAUAUAUUGUAUUCGAAGUAGAAUCAUUCAUCUGAGAAGUAAACCAUAUGACAUUCCUUUUUAUAAUACAUGUAUUUUAAUGUGUACAGAGGUUGAAAUCCAGUUAGUUUUACAUUUUAAUCCAUAGUUUUCAGGUACAAUAAAAUAGUAAAUGCAAUCUUAA